Molecule: messenger RNA, 1575 nt
Organism: Scophthalmus maximus (turbot)
Lineage: Eukaryota; Metazoa; Chordata; Actinopteri; Pleuronectiformes; Scophthalmidae
Gene: selenof
Product: selenoprotein F
Exons: 5
Cellular component (GO): endoplasmic reticulum lumen
Molecular function (GO): oxidoreductase activity
Source: RefSeq, a predicted model, not a curated record
AUGUGUACGUUUCGAAGUUUAACGUUCAGGCACUUCCGGGUUUCCCUCCAUUAAAGCACAGGGGGUCCUCUUGCGUGGGUUUCGCUAACAAAGCAGGCUCCAAAAUGUCGGGAGAGGUGUAUCUCCUGUGGCUCCUGUCGCUUUUAAAAACGCUGUCGGCAUACGGCGCCCAGGUGUCGUCAGAGGCGUGCAGGGAGCUGGGCUUCUCCAGCAACCUGCUGUGCAGCUCCUGUGACUUGCUCGGGGAGUUCAGCCUCGCCAAGCUCCAGCCUGACUGCCAUCAGUGCUGCCAGCAGGAGGCCCAGAUGGAAGGGCGCAAGCUUUACGCCGGCGCCAUCCUCGAGGUGUGCGGAUGAAAACUGGGGAGGUUCCCUCAAGUCCAAGCUUUUGUCAGGAGCGAGAAGCCGAAGAUGUUCAAGGGUCUGCAGAUCAAGUAUGUCAGAGGCUCAGAUCCUGUUCUAAAGCUUUUGGACGAUAACGGGAACAUCGCUGAAGAACUCAGCAUCCUCAAGUGGAACACAGACAGUGUGGAGGAGUUCCUCAGUGAGAAAUUAGACCGGAUAUAGACCAAUAUUCAAAAGCCCAAUAUUUUUCUUUCUUUUUUAUAAGUCUGUAGUGAAAGGGUCUCCUCCACAUUACAAAGUAAAACAUAUUUCAUGACUUGCUCUUUUAUAUAACUGUGCAGAUAGCUUCUGUUUGAUGUGCUGAGGCUUUGAGAUUUGUGACUGCUCUUUCAGGGGAAUUAAAUCUUGUUAGUUGUGCUCGCAGCACUGAAGAAUUACAUCUGAAAUAUUAACCAGCAACUUGUGUUUGCUGAAACUGUGUCAUGAUAAGUGCUGAUUAACCACCUACCGCCCUGUCAGCAGUAUCCAUUUGAAAUACUUUACACCGAAUGAAAUUGUCCAAAUGAAAACUGAGACAUCUCUGGAAAGCUCUGCUUUGCAAAUGUAAUAAAGAGACAAAUCUUUAAAAGCUUCAGCAAAUUAAACUUAAACGUAUCUGCAUGGUUGGAGACGACGAUCGUUUGUACUUUUGUUUGAUCCAACCCUUCAGUUAUUUACCAAUUUGUACACAACUGGGCCUCGAUAGAUGGUUGUUAAAAUACUUCUAUUACUGUUUUUGUAUCUGAACAUCAUGAAGAUCUUGUCUUAUGUGAGUGUGUAAAACGACAUCAGAGUCUAGAGGGGCAGCACACCCGAAAUAUUCAUCAACAUGACAGAUAAAUCAUGCAUGACAAAUUUUUUUCCCAUCAGAUUUGAUAAGACGUUAACAAUGGUACAUCAUUACCUGUUUUGUUGUCUGAUAUUCUUGUAUAAUUAUUUUUUUAUAAUGCUCGACUGAUGGAAUUUGUAUCGAAACUAAAUGGAUCAAAGUUGCUUUCCAAAUGCAGACGUCUUUGCAGAGGCACAUAUUAGUGAAGACCUCACAGUAAACCAGUGUUGGGAUGUGACGUCCGAUGUGUUUUUGUGUUUUUCUGCAUCUUCUGCUUUGAAAAGCAACUGGAUUCAUUGUGGAUGCUUGUUGUUUAAGGUGGAGGUUUAAAUAUGCAACAAUAAAUAAAAGUCUCUGAUGGUU